Macadamia integrifolia is the source of this 1266-nucleotide messenger RNA. RefSeq names its product protein MEMO1. The transcript has 8 exons. Lineage: Eukaryota; Viridiplantae; Streptophyta; Magnoliopsida; Proteales; Proteaceae. Bases 187 to 1062 code for a protein of 291 amino acids. The record is from RefSeq and is a predicted model, not a curated record.
GAUGCCGUGUUUGUCAAGAGUUACAACUUUGUGCUCACUUUAUUAGAGUUUAGAGUUGAGUCGAGUAACUGCGAUUGUUCAUUCCAUUCUAUUCCAUUCCGUUCAGGAGUUUCUAGGGGUUUUAUCUCUUUGCGGUAUCAUCUUAGUUCUCUGAUCUAUCGUUCGUAGCCUUGUUUCUAUUUGAAGAUGGAGAAAAUCCGAAGAGCAUCUCAUGCUGGAUCAUGGUACACUGAUAACCCAACCAAACUGGGAGAAGAGCUUGAUGGGUGGCUGAGAGCAGCUGGUCUGGCUAAAUCUCCAGAUGUAAGAGGUGUAAUCGCCCCGCAUGCUGGUUAUUCGUAUUCAGGUCGGGCAGCAGCCUUUGCAUUUGGCAACAUAGAUCCAACAAACAUUUCUCGGGUGUUCCUUCUUGGGCCAUCUCACCAUUAUUACACUCCAAGAUGCGCUCUUUCAAAAGCCACAGUUUACAAGACUCCUGUGGGUGACCUGCCAAUUGAUUUGGAAGUCAACGAAGAGCUACAGGCCACAGGGAAGUUUGAAGUCAUGGAUCUUCGUGUAGAUGAAGCAGAACAUAGCAUGGAGAUGCAUUUGCCGUAUCUUGCCAAAGUAUUUCAUGGGUAUGAGGUCAAAAUUGUACCUAUUUUGGUUGGGGCACUUAAUUCAGAAAACGAAGCCAUGUAUGGACGGUUGCUAGCCAAAUAUGUUGAUGAUCCAAAGAAUUUCUUUUCUGUUUCCUCAGACUUUUGCCACUGGGGAUCUCGGUUCAAUUACACGCAUUAUGACCGGAAAUAUGGGCCGAUCUAUAAGUCCAUUGAAACUUUGGAUAGGAUGGGGAUGGAUAUCAUUGAAACGGGAGACCCAGAUGCAUUCAAACGGUAUCUGUCAGAGUUUGACAACACCAUAUGUGGCCGCCAUCCCAUUAGCGUUUUUCUCCAUAUGCUGAAGAACUGCUCAACAAAGAUAAAGAUUAAUUUCCUACGAUAUGAACAAUCCAGCCAAUGCAAAACCAUGAGAGACAGCAGUGUAAGUUAUGCAUCUGCAGCAGCAGAGAUUGAUGCCUGAAGACUCAAAACUGAAUUAUUCAGAAGUGCAUUAGUUGUUCCUGCCCUUUUUUCUAAUUUUUUUUUUCUCCAGGGGGGGAGGUGUUCUACUAUGUAAACUGUCAGUUAAAACUUAUUGCUGCUCACUGGACUCAUCCAAAAUUAGGUUCCAUUGUCUAUAUUUAUACAAAUAAAAUGACAUGCUGCAAAAAACCUUGUUAUUUAA